Saccharomyces paradoxus is the source of this 1725-nucleotide messenger RNA. RefSeq names its product Tpn1p (gene TPN1). Gene Ontology annotation, cellular component: fungal-type vacuole membrane; plasma membrane. The transcript has a single exon. The record is from RefSeq and is a predicted model, not a curated record. Bases 1 to 1725 code for a protein of 574 amino acids. NCBI's taxonomy places the organism in Eukaryota, Fungi, Ascomycota, Saccharomycetes, Saccharomycetales, Saccharomycetaceae. Gene Ontology annotation, molecular function: transmembrane transporter activity. Gene Ontology annotation, biological process: transmembrane transport.
AUGGACACAGUAAAGCGCAAAGAAGAUCCCACAAAGCACAACACUGAUGUUAUAGAAUUUUACGACGAAGGAUCCCCGGCUUCUUCUUUGAACAUUCCCACAGAGAAAGCCAACCCAAGCCCGUCGAUUUUGAAAAGAUUUAUUAACAGGGCAACGUGGCUUUCUAAGAAAGUGGAUGCAAUGGGAGUGGAAUCUACAGGUAUUCAAAGGAUAUCUCCCUAUGAGAGAGGAACAUCAAAAAAGCAGUUUUUGCAUGUUGCGGGGCUAUGGUUGAGUGCCACAGGUGGUUUAUCUUCCAUGUCAUCGUUUUUGUUGGGCCCUUUGCUUUUCGGUUUAAGCUUUAGAGAAUCAUUAGCCUCCAGUUUGAUAUCAGUGACAAUUGGUUGUUUGAUUGCUGCCUAUUGCUCGAUCAUGGGACCACAGUCCGGUUGCAGACAGAUGGUAACAGCUAGGUACCUAUUUGGAUGGUGGUUUGUUAAAUUGGUUGCAUUAGCGUCCAUUAUUGGUGUCAUGGGUUGGUCUGUGGUCAAUUCCGUGGUUGGAGGUGAAAUGCUAGCUGCUAUUUCUGACGAUAAGGUACCCCUAUGGGUAGGAAUCGUUAUAGUGACCGUAUGCUCUUUCUUGGUCGCCAUUUUCGGCAUUAAACAAGUCAUUAAAGUGGAAACUUACUUGUCCGUCCCCGUCUUGACAGCAUUUUUAUUACUGUACAUUUCAUCCAGUGAUAAAUAUAGCUUCGUCAAUACAUAUGUUUCAAAGGGAAAUUUGGACUCUUCCACUCGAAAGGGCAACUGGAUGAGUUUUUUCUCAUUAUGCUAUAGUAUUACGGCUACUUGGGGGUCUAUUACUGCAGACUAUUAUAUACUAUUUCCGGAAGAUACACCUUAUAUUCAAAUUUUUUGCCUAACGUUUUUCGGGACAUUUCUGCCUACUUGCUUCGUCGGAAUCCUUGGUCUUUUAUUAGCUUCCGUUUCCAUGUCAUACAAGCCUUGGGCAGUUGAAUACGAUACCCAUGGCAUGGGUGGUCUACUUUGGGCAGGUUUUAAGCGUUGGAACGGCUUCGGAAAAUUCUGCGUGGUGGUACUAGUAUUCAGUUUGGUGUCCAACAACAUCAUCAAUACAUAUUCCGCAGCAUUUUCCAUUCAACUUUCUAGUGUCUUCUGUGCGAAAAUACCUCGUUGGUUCUGGUCUAUCGUUUGUACCAUCAUUUGUUUGGUAUGCGCAUUAAUAGGUCGUAAUCAUUUUAGUACAAUUUUGGGAAAUUUCCUACCGAUGAUAGGUUACUGGAUUAGCAUGUACUUUAUUUUAUUAUUCGAAGAAAACUUGAUAUUCAGAAAGUUUUUCUUACAUCUUUACACUAAAGAGUUUCCUACAGCUACAGACGAAAUAAAGGGACCAGAACCCAUCGGAUCUUCGAAAGAAAUCGAGAAGAAUACAGUAACAAAUAUUCAUUUGUUAAAAAGGAAACAUAAGGUGACCAAACAUCGUUACAAUUGGGACAAAUGGGAAGAUUAUGAGGUUUUAACACACGGUUACGCAGCAACAUUCGCAUUUGUUGUAGGAGUUGCUGGUGUGGUAGUUGGUAUGGCACAAGCCUACUGGAUUGGUCCAAUUGCUGCCAAAUUCGGUGAAUAUGGUGGUGAUGUUGCCAUGUGGUUAAGUAUGGCAUUUUCAGGCCUCGUAUAUCCACCUUGUAGAUAUUUAGAACUACGUAAAUUUGGCCGUUAA